This is a messenger RNA of Purpureocillium lilacinum, 975 nucleotides long. RefSeq lists its product as uncharacterized. Gene Ontology annotation, cellular component: cytoplasm. The record is from RefSeq and is a predicted model, not a curated record. NCBI's taxonomy places the organism in Eukaryota, Fungi, Ascomycota, Sordariomycetes, Hypocreales, Ophiocordycipitaceae.
AUGCGGUUCCUUUUGACUCUUAUACCCUACCUCUGUAUCACCACAGGUCUGGUCAUACGAGACGCCCCAAGCUAUGUCAAGAUCAAGGGUGUGAGUCUUCUUGGAAGCGGCUGCCCUGCUGGCAGUGCCGAUGUUCAAGUCGAUGCCACCGGGUCUCUUUUUGAAGCCACGUUCUCGGAGUACGAGGUCGAGACUGGGCCAGGCACCAGACCUGUUGACUGGCGCAAGAACUGCAAGUUGACUCUGAACAUGGAGUUUGAAUCGGGAUUCCAAUUUACCAUCGUCGAGACCGACAUGAUAGGCUUUGCCGAGAUUCCCGCAGGCGUGGACGGCCAGUGUACCAAUACGUUCUCCUUCACUGUUCUGGUCUUCGCCUAUGAGGCCGGCAUUGCCGAUGACAUCGAGGUUGUGCAUGAGGAAACGAGUCCGUUGGUACGCAAUGCCGAAGUCUAUGCCGCAAAUCCGCUCGGCAAAGUCCCAGUGUUGCUCCGACCAGGCGAAGUGCCCCUUUUUGACUCCGAUGUCAUUUGUGCCUACCUGGACACGCGACACGGCCGGCCACCUCUGAUCCCAGCAGAAGAUGAAAGUCGCUGGAAGACACUGCGCAUGCAAGCCAUCGCGCAGGGGCUUGCGGAUGUGGGCAUCUCAUUGCGCUGGGAAACUACAAGACGACCAGAAGAUUUGCGUUUCGCGGAAAUGCGAGAAGCCCUGGAAAGGAAGCUGGUAGAGGGCUACGACUGGCUUGAGCGGGAGCUGGACCUCAACACAAGCACUGGGACGUCUGUUGUUCACGUUGGGCAUAUCGCCGUGGCAACGACACUGAGCUGGCUUGAGUUCCGAGGCAUGCCCGACUUCCGCGAGGGCCGGGAGACGCUGGCAAUGUGGUUCGAUGAGUUUCAGAAGCGACCGUCAAUGAGGGCGACGCCACUAUCAGGCGAGACGCAGGACCAGCUUGUCGACGCAGUGAUGAGAUGA